AUGUCAUCUGCCCGGAAGCUAAAGUCACUAAAACAGAUUCUGCUAAUACAACAAAAUUUUGUAUUUCAACUCGCAAUCGGAAUUUACUACGUCACCACUUUAUUGGGCAUUACCUCAUUCGUUUUUGAUCGCCGCAAGGCUGGCCGCCAGCAGCGCGCCAACUAUGAAGGGGGUCAGCAGCGUCGCCUGCUCUAUCCGCGUUUACGUAUAUCAAGCGCGCUUCGUUGGUACAGCUUGAUGUUGCUGCUCUUAACCAUCGCAUUGACCCCUUUCGCCACCUACACACUCUACACUCAAAUGUAUUUUCUCAGCCUAACUAAGCUGCUGUCCGUUAUUGGCCAUAUGCGUUUUACAAUUUUACAAGGAUUCGCCGUCUUCGUGAUGCUACUGAAUUUCCGCACGCAAUGCCGCUCCGUACGUUUUCUCAACCGUUGGCUAGGCAUGCAGUAUACGCUACAUGAACUCGCCUGCAGCUUGAAGCAUAUGCGCGCCGUAGAUAUUACACGACGUUUACAGUUGUUGGAUCAACGUAGUUGUGUGCUGCUAAUCGCCAAGUUGCUGCUUAUGUUACUGACACCAGCGCAUCUCUGCUAUGUGGCGAAGGGCGAACGUGCGCUCCAUCGGCCAGCGCUGUUAGCUUCGAUGCUCAUCAACUACUAUUGCGUUUUGGUGUUGCAAAUGACGAAUGUAUUGUUUUCGGUGUGCGCCAUAAGAGUGGGCCACUAUGGCCAACAGAUCAACGUUUUAUUGCGGCAAGCGCUUGAAGUAGCCGAUGAGCGCUUAAAUGGCCAGCGUCCACUUAACUGCACUAGCCGUCAACGUGUAUUUAACCUUAGCGAAGUGAUAAGUCGCCUCCAUCGCUUGCAUACACGAAAUGUGCUGCUGAGUCGUGAGCUAGUGCGAAUCUAUUCUCCAAUGCUGCUUACUUUCUUCUUCUCCGUGUUCAUGGUUUGCAGCAUACAGUUGUUUGUAUUUUACUUUGCGACUUGCACCCGAUUUGGUGCCAACUAUAGUACAGGCGGUGUAAUCAGUUCGAAUGUGCUUAGCGAUAAGUGUUCCUCACCCAAUUUUAUGGGAUUGAUGCAAGUGUUCGCUCUGCUACCGGAUAUGUGCGUGGUAGUGUUUAUUAGCCAUCUGAUGCAAUCGUAUGUUGCAGAUACGAAUGUUAUUCUCGCAGAGUAUGCUUUUCGAUUGCCGGCACCGCGCGGCAUUUGCACUAGCCAAUGCUGUGAAGUACAAUUGGAGGCGGCGCUGUCAGAAUUUUCGCUAUAUUUGCGAAUGGAGCAGCAGCAACGCUACAAUCUUGGUCAGGAGUAUGCCUUUUUCAUGACAUGCGGUCUAUUUGCACUAGAGCGUCGCUUGAUAUUUGAGAUUUGCGAAACAAUUUUAAAUUACUUAAUCAUACUUGUACAAUACUAUGAU
Messenger RNA from Rhagoletis zephyria (snowberry fruit fly), 1422 nucleotides. RefSeq names its product putative gustatory receptor 77a. The record is from RefSeq and is a predicted model, not a curated record. Gene Ontology annotation, biological process: sensory perception of taste. Gene Ontology annotation, cellular component: membrane. Lineage: Eukaryota; Metazoa; Arthropoda; Insecta; Diptera; Tephritidae.